AUGGCGCCCCGCAAGCAGCGAGCGAACUCCCCCGAGUUCCCCAUCUUAGAAACCAACGGCUUGUAUGCCAGCAAGAUCAGGGGUGAUGGCAACUGCCUGUUCAAUGCUUUGUCUGAUCAGCUCUAUGGCCACCAAGAGUUCCACGAAGUCCUGCGCACCGCUACUAUCGAGCAUAUGCGGGAUAACUCGGAAUUCUACCGUCAAUACAUGGCUGUGAACAACCUGCGAAGAAACCCUAAACGCACCACCACAACUGCUCAGACGACACGCAUCGACACCACAUACUAUACAGAAGAACAGCUACAGCAGCAGUUCGACGAGCAUGUCGAGAAGAUGGGUCAGCCUGGCGAAUGGGCGGAUAACAUGGAGGUCUCUGCGUUUGCUUCUGCCCUCAACGUGCAUGUUCGCCUCUGGCAGGCUGACUACACCUACGUGUUCUCACCACGACUAUACUACUCGCAGAAUGAUGACCUAAGUGCCGAGGACGAUAGGAAGACACUACACAUCGCCUACCACACCUGGGAACACUACUCUUCGGUGCGCAACAAUACAGGACCUCACGAGGGCGAGCCCCAAAUAAAGUUCAAUGCAGAAGGCCUCUCCAAGAAACGCCCAAGUCCAAGCGUAGAUGGCGAGCACGACGACCAAGCUUCGCGGACAAGGAAACGUCGUUCACCCCUACAUCUCUUUGACUCUGAUUCAACACCCGAAGGCAGCGAGAGCUCGUCUGAUGAAUCAAGUGGCGUCAUGUCCAGCUUCCAGCAAUCACAACUCGACCUUCCACCACCAGAGCAAAGAGUGCGAGCUCCAAAGUUGACACUCAAGCUUCGAUGCUUGCGUACGACCGACCCCACACCUUCGCCCGUCGAAACUCGCUCCUCUACACCAGCUCCUCUCACUCCUGCAUCCACGGGUACGACACCUGCGCCUCAGCAAAUACCCACCAAUACUCUGACACGAGCUCCCUCCGUGCCACCCACAGCGGCUAAGACACCCCUGUCUACACAACUGGCCACGCCACCCACCUCGACUCCGGCCUCGGAAACGGCCGUGAGCACACCUACAGCAACGUCAUAG
Ascochyta rabiei is the source of this 1077-nucleotide messenger RNA. Its product is annotated as Ubiquitinyl hydrolase 1. The transcript has 3 exons. Bases 1 to 1077 code for a protein of 358 amino acids. NCBI's taxonomy places the organism in Eukaryota, Fungi, Ascomycota, Dothideomycetes, Pleosporales, Didymellaceae. Gene Ontology annotation, molecular function: cysteine-type deubiquitinase activity. Gene Ontology annotation, biological process: protein deubiquitination. The record is from RefSeq and is a predicted model, not a curated record.